GUGAAGUCAGCAGUGCAGCAAACUCUGAAGCUCCGACCAGAAGCUUUACCACGGAUCUCCUGCUCUCCUGGGCCUCACCGACCACAAGGAACCUCCUCGUCCACCCUUCCUCUUUCCACAUCCACCCUCCCUCCACAUCCAGCCUUCCUGCACAUCCAACCUUCCUCCAGAGAGACACAGAGGCAGAGAGAGCAGAAUGCCCACCCCGUCCAACGGGACGCUGGAGGACACCCUGACGCGGGCUCUCGGCCGCUACCUGGACGCCUGGCGGCGGAACGCCUCGGCGGCGGCCGACGCGCUGGACAAGACCCUGCUGGAGGAGAACUUCGUGAACGUGGAGUGGUACCUGGCCGUGAUGAUCGGCAUGUUCGCCUUCAUCGUGGUGGCCAUGCUGGUGAGCACUGUGAAGUCCAAGCGGCGGGAGCACUCCAACGACCCGUACCACAAGUACAUCGAGGGGGAGUGGACGGAGAAGACCCCGCAGGGCUACACCAACGACGCCGCCAGCUGAGGCCGCCCGGAGGGACGCCGUCGUGUUAUCUUCGUCCUCACCUUUGGCAUCGUAACCAUCAUCAUCAUCCUCACCAUCAUCAUCAUCAUCAUCUUCCUUGUUAUAAUCGUCAUCUUCCUUGUUAUCAUCGACGGAAAAAAAAUGGAAACGUCACUAAUUAAUCAAAAAAGCAUACACGUAAAAAGACUUACUUCACCAAGUUAAACGCCACAAUAAAGGGGAGUACAAAAGCUCCGCCGUUCUUAUCCCAUGCGGCCCGUCGCCUCCGCAGACUUUCGCAUCCUAAAAAUACACAACAACCCCCCGAUCUCUGGC
Molecule: messenger RNA, 826 nt
Organism: Gadus chalcogrammus (walleye pollock)
Lineage: Eukaryota; Metazoa; Chordata; Actinopteri; Gadiformes; Gadidae
Product: potassium voltage-gated channel subfamily E member 2-like
Exons: 3
Coding region: 197-511 (104 amino acids)
Biological process (GO): regulation of ventricular cardiac muscle cell membrane repolarization; potassium ion export across plasma membrane; ventricular cardiac muscle cell action potential
Cellular component (GO): membrane
Molecular function (GO): delayed rectifier potassium channel activity; transmembrane transporter binding; potassium channel regulator activity
Source: RefSeq, a predicted model, not a curated record